Messenger RNA from Cyclopterus lumpus (lumpfish), 1823 nucleotides. It is a transcript of the gene ntng1a, whose product is annotated as netrin g1a. The record is from RefSeq and is a predicted model, not a curated record. Gene Ontology annotation, molecular function: cell-cell adhesion mediator activity. The coding region runs from base 171 to 1823 and encodes 550 amino acids. Lineage: Eukaryota; Metazoa; Chordata; Actinopteri; Perciformes; Cyclopteridae. The transcript is spliced from 7 exons.
AAAUAGUAACGAUAAAGCACGACUCUCACUCCACCUGAGGGGAGUUUGGCAUGCCUCCUCACUCCAGUUGAGUGAGUUGGAAUAAGCGGAAGUACAAGAGGGAUCCCUCGUUAGUACCCCCCUCAGAACGAGACACAGGCCCUCGAGAGGGAGCCGAGAGAGGACCAGUCAUGCGCUUCCAUUUUGCGCUGACGCUGCAGGCGCUGUGGACCGGGGUUUGCCAGGCGGCCAUGCAGCACUACCCGGCGGCAUGGGGCCACUACGACGUGUGCAAGUCCCAGGUUUACUCGGACGAAGGCCUGACCUGGGACUACAUGGCCUGCCAGCCGGAGGGAGCCGACAUGACCCAUUACCUGAAGGUUUCUCUGGAUCCCCCCAACAUCACCUGUGGAGACCCUCCGGAGACUUACUGUGCCCUGGAGAACCCCUACAUGUGUAAUAAUGAAUGUGACGCCAGCACGGAGGAACUCGCCCACCCUCCAGAGCUCAUGUUUGACGUCGAGGGCCGCAACCCCACGACCUUCUGGCAGUCCUCGUCUUGGAAGAAGUACCCGAAGGCCCUCCUGGUCAACAUCACGAUUUCUUGGAACAAGACCAUCGAGCUGACCGACGACAUCGUCCUCACCUUUGAGUCAGGCCGGCCCGAGCAGAUGGUGCUCGAAAAGUCGCUGGAUUACGGGCGGACCUGGCAGCCCUACCAGUUCUAUGCCACGGACUGCCUGGACGCCUUCACCAUGGAGCCCAAGACUGUGCAGGACCUGACUCAGCACACCCUGCUGGACAUCAUCUGCACCGAGGACUACUCCCGAGGUUAUGUGUGGAAGUACGAUAAAACCGUGCGCUUUGAGAUCAAGGACCGCUUUGCUCUGUUUGCUGGGCCUCGACUCCACAACAUGGCUUCGCUCUACGGCCAACUAGACACUACCAAGAACCUGCGGGACUUCUUUACCAUCACAGACCUGAGGAUCCGUCUGCUGCGGCCCGCGACCGGAGCUACGAUGGUGGACGAGAACAACCUCUCCAGAUACUUCUAUGCCAUUUCCGACAUCAAAGUCCAGGGCAGGUGCAAGUGCAACCUUCACGCCAACAGCUGUGUAUAUGACAAAGAGAAGUUGAGCUGCGAGUGUGAACACAACACCACUGGGCCUGACUGUGGCCGCUGUAAGAAGAAUUACCAGGGGCGAGCAUGGAGCGCUGGCUCCUACCUGCCCAUUCCCAAGGGCACAGCUAAUAUCUGUAUUCCUAAUAACAUUGGUCCAGUUAACUGCGAAUGCUUCGGCCACUCCAACCGAUGCAGCUACAUCGAGCUGCUAAACACCGUCAUUUGCGUGAGCUGUAAGCACAACACUAGGGGCCAGCACUGCCAGCUAUGCAAGCUGGGCUACUACCGCAAUACCUCGGCAGAACUGGACGAUGAAAAUGUGUGCAUAGAGUGUAAUUGUAAUCCCUUUGGCUCAGUCAGUGAUCGCUGUAAUGGCACAGGAUUUUGUAUAUGUAAGGAGGGCACUACAGGGCGUAAGUGUCAACAGUGUCUACCCGGCUAUUUGUGGGACGAUGGCUGCAAAUCCCGGGUUUGUGACAACGAGCUCCUGCGCUGCCAAAAUGGCGGGGAGUGCGUCAACAACGUCCGCUGCAGCUGUCCCUCAGACUACACGGGUCUGCUGUGUGAGAACCCCCGCUGCGAGUCGGAGUUGGGUGGCUGCGGGGGCCCCGACUCGGGCCAGGCCCCCCUGACGCCUCCGCCACCCCCAAGGCUGCUGCUGCUGCUGCUGCUGGGCUCGGCACUGCUGAGAGAGGCCUCCUGCUGGCCCGCACUGCUCUAA